AACUUUCCCCAGUGAGACAACCCUAACAACAACUUCUCUUCACACUACCUUCAGUGAAUAUACAAAAAGUGAGACUCCCAUGGCAACGUCCCUUCCGAUCCUGAGCACUGAAUCCAUAUCCAUGAGCAGCGCUUCCAGCCCAAACUCCACGGCUGAGACCAGCACCCUCUCGGAGUCUGUCUCUACACCCAAUAUUUCUAGGCUGACCUCCACUGCUGGGGCAAGCACCGUCUCCGAGUCUGUCUCCACGCCCAGCACUUCCAGCCCAAGCUCUGUGACCGAGGAAAGCACCGUCUCCGAGUCCCUCUCCAAGUCCAGUGCUUCGAGUCUGACCUCCACAGCCGAGACCCACACUGUAUCCGAGUCUGUUCCCUCGUCCAGUGCUUCAAGGCCGACCUCCAGGGCUGAGACCCACAACAUCUCUGAGUCUGUUCCCUCGUCCAGUGCUUCAAGCCCGUCCUCCGCAUCCAAGGCCAGCAGUGUCUCUGAGCACCUCUCCACACUCAGCGGUUACAGCCCGAGCUCUGCGACCGAGGCCAGCACCAUGUCCGAGUCCGUCUCCACGUCCAGCCCUGCCAGCCUGACCUCUCCCACUGAGGCCACCACCAUCACACAGCCAGCCGUCUCUGAAUUCACCACCAGUGAGACAACCGUGACAUUGGUUCCUCCCCAUCCAACUGGGACUGAACUCACAAGUACGGAGACUACCAUGGCAAACACUCGUUCUCUUCCAGUGACAGAGACAUCCACACCCAAUGCGAUAAGAUCUUCCAUUCACACCACAAUGGAAACAAACAACAGUGAGACAACCUCACCCAUAUCCUCUCCACCACCAACGCUGACCAGCUCUUCCAUCCACAGCUCCUUCUUGACUUCUGUUUCUCAAACAACCCUUUCUGAAACCACCACAAAUGAAAAGACUCUGGCAACAACAGUUUCUGCUCCAGCUUCAACACAAUUUACCAACCACAACCGUGACAUUGGUUCCUCCCCACCCAACUGGGAUGGAAUUCACACGUACGGAGACUACCAUGGCAAACUCUCCUUCUCUUCCAAUGACAGAGACAUCCACACCCAAUCCCAUAACAUCUUCAGUGCACACCCCAAUGGAAACAAGCAACAGUGA
Gopherus flavomarginatus (Mexican gopher tortoise) is the source of this 1126-nucleotide messenger RNA. Its product is annotated as putative protein TPRXL. The record is from RefSeq and is a predicted model, not a curated record. The coding region runs from base 80 to 1126 and encodes 348 amino acids. The transcript has 2 exons. NCBI's taxonomy places the organism in Eukaryota, Metazoa, Chordata, Testudines, Testudinidae.